Paramuricea clavata is the source of this 6106-nucleotide messenger RNA. Lineage: Eukaryota; Metazoa; Cnidaria; Anthozoa; Malacalcyonacea; Plexauridae. The record is from the annotation of a GenBank genome assembly.
AUGGCUUCUACACCGAAAAAAGUUAUAAUAGAAGAGAACGAAUGUUUUAUUUGCAAAAAUACAACAAGUUAUGAAAAACGGAUAAAGGUUUUUGGGCGAAGUUCUAUCAACUUGGUAGAAUUAAUAAAGAGAGCAGUCAACGUAAACCUCGCAGAGUUUGAAAAAACCAAUGCAAUGUUUGUUUGUUCAAAAUGCUACAAGCAGCUUACUCGACUGGACGGCCUCAUAAAAUCAACUGGGAAUCUAUGCGAUAAAUUGAGACAUAUGUUUCAACAAGGAGGGUCCAUUCGGUUAAAAAGAAUGGCACCAGAAUCACCACAAACACUAAGGUUGCGACCGAAGGCUCUGAUUCUAGAUUACGAAGAUAGUGUUCAAACUUCUCAAUCAAUGUCAAACGUAUGCCAGCUGCCUGGCGCUCCAGAUCCUUGUCCAAGCUUUCCAUAUCCUACUAUAUGUGCUACUUCACCUAAUUUAUCACAACAAAAUCGCUUUUCUUUGGUUAUGAAAGCAUUUCCUUACAUUCAAUUCGAACCACCGAAAAGUUCUACACCUUUAAAAAAAGAGAGAAUACCGAGCACUGUACGCCCAACGGAUAUUGACGGUGUUUCAAAAGUUACCAUCACGGUUGAAUUCCCGUCGAGAACUGUACGAAAAGAGCUAAGCACAGAACUAUCAUCCAUUGGUACUGCCCUUGUAUUUGGAGCAGAUGGUCGUAUAGCUCGUGCUGUUAUGAAAAAUCCAAUAAUAAACAGGUCGGUUGUGAAAUUGGUUCUCAAAAAGCUAGGAAAAGAAUUAAAAGAUCUGUGCUCUCUGAAAAACCCUUCAAUUCUCAGGAAAAGCGCUAAAGCCGACAUAUUGAACUUUUGUUUGGAGAAAGUGUGUAUUGAGUUGAAAGAACGCACUCCACUAUUUUACGGAGUUUUGAUGACCUGUGCGAAUGCUAAAAAGGAAACUACAUGGCUUCCUAGCAUAGUCGUGGCCGCAUCUGUGUUGUUAAAGCAGAGAAAUACACAUAUGAAUACCUUUGCAACUGUUGUCAGUUUGACUGUUAAGAACAGAUCUACAGAAGUAAGUAUUAUUAACGAUUAUAGCUAGUCAAUUUCUGGCAUUUUCUGCAUUACAAAUGACAAUAUAAAACAAGAGCCGUAUUGACUAUUGAACAGUCACUGGCACUUCCUAUUCGGCUAUAUUGGUUACCGUAGUUAUGAAAAGGUAAAACAUUAAAAGCAGAACCUAUCUUUAAAAACGUAUUUAUGACAAUAUGUGCAUAAUAUAUGAACAUAUAAUAUCUUAUUAAUAAUAUAAAUCAAAUUCGCAAAACACAAUUCUUAUCCAGUGUAUAUGUGUCAAUUUCAUGUACUCCUAUCGUGAGUUGUCAAUUUCAUGUCAAAAUUUCAUAAACAUGGAAAUUAUGGAUUUAAGAUAUUUUCGUUGGAUUAUAAGAAUGUAGAAAAGUCAUUUUCAUUUCAAUUUGCUUAUAAAUAUUUUCUGUAAUCAGCAUUAUUACAGAAUUCAGUGGGACAAUUGUUUUUUGUGUUUAUAAUUUAUUUCUUCAUCGUAUUACUGUAUAUCCGGUUUGACUGUAAAUAAUAGAAUUAAUUUGUAGAAUUAACGACCCAAUUGCAAUAUUAUUCAAAUGCUGUUGUAAUUUUUAGGCCAUACUUCAAAGAUUCAGCAAGAUGAAGCUAUCUUCAUCAAAUCGAACAACACUAAAGCAAAUGAUCGCACUUGGGAAAGAUCACGACAUUCUACUGCAGAAUAUGAAACAAUCGAUAUCCCUGCAGCGACAGACAUUGUGUAAGAGAGAUGAAAUGGCCCAAGCAUGCAAACAAAUUGAUCAUGUUUGUGUUGCAGAUUGUAAAAUAGCACACAGUAAAAUCAAUAAAACGAUAGAAGAUCUCAAGAACAAUGCUUAUCCUGGGUAUAAUAUUUCCUAUGACAAUAUUGAUAUCAGGCGUGAACGGAGGCAUAUGUCAAUGGCAGUCCAAAACCUGGAUAUACACUGGGUAAAUCAUCGCUGUACAUUCAAUCGAGUUUCUGGUAACCACCUUUCAACACAUCCUGGUACAGGGGUUCUUAAAGUGCCCAACAUCUCUCUUCUCCCAAAUCUUUAUGAGCAAAAGAUGCAAAGACAAAAUCUCAUAGUGCUUGUAUCUAGAAUUCUUGUACAGCAUUUUAGUGCAUUAUCUAGCUUUCCUUGAAAGUGUUUGUAUCAGGCACAUCUCACACAAGUAUGUCAAAGAAAUGUCAAUGAAAUCAGAACAGGUAUUAUAAGUAACAAUUAUAUAUUUUUGUGCAUUCUUGACUUGCAAUAAAUCCCUUGAUUGGUGCCCAAUUCAAAAGAAUUCCGUCCCCCACAUCAUUUCAAGUCAAGAAUAGCAGACAUUCCAAAAUUGAGACAUAAUAAUAUAAGAAUAUAUGCCCAGGUGUAUGUACACACAAACUAUUUAACUAUUUGAGGGGCUGAUUACAUGGAGAGUUUUCAGCAUGUGCCAGGUUUCAGCCCGGUUACUGUAUAAACAAGCUGAAAUUGCAUCACAAUUACAUGAUCUCGAGCAGUUCAAGUUCAGGCUGACUAAUUAUUCAGAUCUAUAUUUAUAGCCAACUCACAAGGCUGAAAGUCCUGAAACGUCAGCCCAGGCUGAAAUAAUCACAAUAAGGCUGUUACACUUCUUUGAAGCAUUCAUACACUGAAUAAUCAACUAUUUGACUUGUGUGAGACAUACUGUAUAGUUAUAUGUAAAGUAUUUAAAGAUGAAACAAGCAUGCAAAAUAAAGCCAUUUAAAUGGGCUGAGCUUAUUUGUGAUUAUAUAUGGGCAUCUCAAAAUGGAAUUUUGGUCAUGUAAUUACUUGCUGUGUUUUAGUAUAAGGAUUUUAUCCUUAAGCCUGGCUGAAUUUUCAGCCUGGAAACUCAGCCCUGGACUGAAAACUCUCCAUCAGGGAUGUAAAAAUGGCGAUAUUUGGGAGGGGGGGGGGUGCAUAUUCAUAUAUUUGUUCUGCCCAAUGGAUUUCUUUUGAAAGCAAUUGUUUUUACGUUAAUUAUGAACAUGUCGAAUAUAUGAAUAUGCACACCCCCCCCCCGCCACAAUUAUUGCAUAUAGUUACAGUACGUCCCUGCUCUCUAUGUAAUCAGACCCUGAGUUUCUGAAACAACAUUUCAUACAUCUUGAGCAAUAUAUAAAGAUAUUAGAUAUAUCACAAUUUUAUCACUGACCAUCCAAAGUGCCAUCCAAAAUUAGGACUGUCCACGCCCCUCCCGGGCCCACACACACUUUCAGUAUUGCAUUGUCACCCUUGCAUUUUGGGCUCUACAAAAUUGUCCAAAAUAGCUUAAUAUAUUACAUACUUAGUAACACUGUAUGAUUGUUUUAGGUUCCUCUUGGUGUCAUCUUUAAAAAUGAAAAUAUCAACAAUGAGAUGAUUGACAUCUUAAAGAAGUUUCAGGGUUAUAUGCCACACAACACAAAUGCUAAAGAGGAAAAAACAUUUGAACCACAACUACUUUCUGGUGAUCAACUAUCAGUUGAGAGAGCCAUAAAUGUUAUCCACUCAGUUUCAAAUGGAUACAAUGAAACAGAUAGACUUGAAGGCAUGAUAGUUCAAAUAGGAGACUGGCACACUUGCGUAAAAAUUCUCGAGGUAUACUGUAUAAUCAUUUGAAAUUUAAUUUACAUUUGCAAUAUAUAAGGUAUUUAAUAGCAGUUGACACUGAGGUUGAUUAGUGCAUGAUUGUAUUAAAAGGACGGACCAUUAGAAAAGUGAUUGGGGGGGGUGGGGUUUCUAGAGGCAAUAUAUAUAUAUAUAUAUAUAUUUUUGUACACCUAUAGAAGAAUUUUUUUUCUCACUUGAUGGCUGGAAAUAUUUUUUUUAAGUGAAGUUUAUAGGCCUAUCUUCCAAGCAAGGAAUUUUUUUUUCACUAUGCAUGGAAAGCUUUUUUUCCCUAAUUUUUUUUCUGGGAAUAAUUUUUUGUUUUGUUUUGCCCCCCACCCCCCCCUCCCCUCCCCAUCACUUUUAUAAUGGUCCAUUCCUAAUCACUAAUUGAUGGUUUAAAGUCCAAUUUGUUAUAUUUGCUAAAUGAAACAAUAUAAAAUAUGCACAUCAUUUAGCAAAUUCAAUUAGUAAAGAAACAAUUAAAUUCUAUUGCUCCUAGUUAUUAGAAAUUUAGUUAUUAAUGUAUGAUUAGUCCUUAACAAUUAGAUUAUUUACUAAUGGUUUAUGCAGGUGAUUGGUCAGGUUAUUUGAACAGUAACUGUCCCAUGUAAAACAAAGUAAUUUUUCUACUUAUAAACAUGCAUUGAAAUCAAUCGCGUUCCCCGAGCCUUCGAUCCUUGGGAAGGAAACGAAGCAUCUGGGAUAAUCUGUUGCCGGAAGCCAGGAAUUCUGGCUAAGAUUGAACUGCACAUUCCAUAUCAACGGCCAAUCAGAUUCCUCCCCGAAACGGAUUACACCAGAGCCUUCGUUUCCUUCCCUUCAGGGAACGAGAUUGCAUUGAAAUUAGAUUUUGUUGCAAGUUGCAGCAAUUUUGUUGAUCGUGUAACUCCAGCUUUGAACAAUUAAGCCAACCUAGUUUUUAUUUAUAAAAAAGUGCUUUUGUAUGCACACUAGCAGCAUGUUUGCAGAUUGGAAGGUAUAAAAAUUUAGCCACCAUGACAGACAAGUGCAUGACUGAUUAAUUAAAUGUUAUGUGUUGGGUUUGAACAUUCAAAUCAUUAAGGAUUACAGAUUCAUCAGGAUAACAGAGUCAGUAUUACAAAAUUAAAAUCUUGUGCUGCUUUAACAUAAAAAAUAAGUGAAUACAAACUUGUUAUAAAAUUUAAAGCAACAUGCCUGGAUUACAAAUCUUCAAAUUUAUUAAUAAAACUUAUUUAUAUAUUAUUGAAUUCAAAGGUAUUGUUUCGCCGCUUCUACUCUGCAAGUUCUGCAAGGGAUAAUUGUACUCUAAUGGCUGAUAGAAACUUAAUAAACCGUCGAAAUGUAAAAGUGGAUCCACACUCUGCUUACAGACCAGAUAGAGAUUUUAUCAUUACAGAAGUUACUUCUCGUGUGAUUGCUGCUGCUAUGAAGGUUCUUGGCAUAGAGACCCUAUCAAGUGUCCCAUUGGCUUUCCCAAUUCCAGCAAACUUAGAAAAGGAAGACAACCUUACCAAGUUAAAGUUUCUUCAUAACGCAUCAGCAAAAGUUGUCGAUGAAAUUGUUAUCGACCAGAGUACAUUUGCAACACUUAUGGAGAGAGCCACAUCUGUUCAAGACAAGGAGCUUAGUAACAACCAACAACCAAACGAAUAUAAUCGCUUUCCUUGUCGCUAUCCCGAAUGUCCAAAAACAUACAAAUAUAAUGGAAAGGCAAGAAGGAAACAUGAAGCUUCUCACGAUCCACCAGUAGUUGUACCUGAAGAACCUGGAUGCGAUGCAAAUGACGGGGAAUCAGCACAAGACAAAGAAGAUUCUGACGAUGUGUACAAUUAUAACUGUGCUCUGGUUUCAGAAGGACUGUUAUUUAUUAAUUUCAUCGAUGCAAUUGCGGAGGGAGAUGGGGAACGUAUAAUUCGUCAAUACAAGUAUCUAAUGUUGUUGUUCAAGUCUGAUGCACCCCACAGCAAUAAAUACGCUUUAGAAAGUUUGUACCAACUCCUUCUAGUCAAAGGUGUGCUUUCCAAAAGAGAUUCACAUCGAUUUAUUUGGAAUAGAUCUGUGAAUAACAAAGGUGGCUUAGGAAUGAACAUUCCAUUGGAUCUUGCUGUUGAACAUAGCAACAAUUUCCUAAAGCAAUCUAUCAAUCACCUUGGUGUCAAUAUUACAGAGAAUGCAGUUACCAGGAUAAGUAAAGCAGAAGCUCCAAUGAGAGGUGUUAUGGAUAACAUAGACAGAGAUUUGAAAAGAAUCAGAAGAUCAGGUAAACACAAGAAGAAGUCAAGUGGGACCGAUAUGGAUGUACUGGUUGGAAAGCUAAUAGAGGAAGAUGUAUUCAGUAGAAGACCUGGCAGAGGUUACAAGCAUUUUAAGAACUUUGAAAGAAGUCCUAUUUCCUGGCUUGAUAUGUCAAAGAUUUACACAUGGAUAAAUAAACACAAAGAUAACAUGUCUAUUGGUACAAGAGGAAGAUAA